GUUCUUCGACGGAAAGAAGGCCAAAAGUAAACUUCGCGUCGCUGCGUCUAUCUCAUUCACACAAGAAGAUCCAAAGUCCGAGGUUUCUGCGGUGAAAAACACAGUAGAGUUGUGACUUGUCUCCAAUACAAUAACCUAGACAAAGUUGCAGGUACCCAGGGUCCUCUCCCUCUAUUUCUGGACUAGACCCCAGGGACUCUGAUCUAAGAAUACACGCCUCCCCUCAGACACGUCGACUGCAAGUAAACGCUUCCAACGACUUCACUCAAUCCAUAUUCUUCCCUACGACAUAUUGACGACUGAAUCGUCGUCGUUCAGGUAGUGGCCAUGACCACGAAGGCAUACGCAUUGCCGUCUGACAUCUCCCCUGCCACAGUCACUAACACGUCGUCCUUACUGCGCAUUAUUGCACUCGCUCUCAUUUCUGGUGCUGCUAUUGCCUCUCGUCUGUUCGCUGUUAUCAACUUCGAAAGUAUCAUCCAUGAAUUCGAUCCGUGGUUCAAUUAUCGCGCAACGCGGGUAAUAGUGGACAAGGGCUUCUAUUAUUUCUGGAACUGGUUCGAUCCGACAGCAUGGUAUCCCCUGGGCCGUGUCGUUGGCGGUACUGUCUACCCAGGUCUCAUGGUAACAAGCGGCGUCAUCUACAAGAUUUUGCAUGCAUUGCACCUGCCCGUCGACAUUCGUAAUAUUUGUGUGCUCCUUGCUCCUGGUUUCAGCCCCUUGACCGCUUGGUCGACCUACAUGCUCACGAAGGAAUUGAAGGAUGAAAGUGCUGGUCUCCUCGCUGCCGCUUUCAUUGGUAUUGUGCCGGGUUAUAUCUCCCGCUCCGUGGCUGGCUCGUACGACAAUGAAGCUAUUGCUAUCUUCCUUCUCAUGUUCACUUUCUAUGCCUGGCUCAAGGCGCUCAAGAUAGGAAGUGCGUUCUUUGGAACCAUUGCCGCUCUUUUCUACUUUUACAUGGUGGCCGCAUGGGGUGGUUAUGCCUUCAUCACAAACAUGAUUCCUCUGCAUGCACUGGCUCUUAUUCUUAUGGGAAGAUACAGUAGCCGGCUCUACGUUGCUUACUCUUCUUGGUACGCCGUUGGAACACUUGCCAGUAUGCAAGUCCCCUUCGUUGGCUUCCAGCCCGUCCGAACAAGUGAACAUAUGGCCGCACUUGGCGUGUUCGGUCUCUUGCAGAUCAUCGCGUUCGCGGAACUCGUUCGCUCUCAUGUGUCGUCUAAACAAUUCCAAACCCUUCUCUACGCCUCCGUUGUCGGCAUGGGUGUGCUUGGUACUCUUGGUAUCGUUGGACUCACGUACAAAGGAUGGAUCGCGCCCUGGACCGGUCGUUUCUAUUCAUUGUGGGACACGGGCUACGCAAAGAAGUACAUUCCCAUCAUCGCUUCAGUCUCAGAACAUCAACCCACUGCAUGGCCGUCCUUCUUCAUGGAUUUGCAAUUCCUCGUGUUCCUAUUCCCCGCCGGUGUUGUGAUGUGUUUCCGCGAACUCCGUGACGAGCAUGUCUUUGUGAUCAUUUAUGCUGUCGUCGCAAGCUACUUUGCCGGUGUUAUGGUCCGUCUGAUGCUUACGCUCACACCUGUUGUGUGUGUGACUGCUGCAGUUGCCUUCUCAACCCUUCUUGAUACGUACAUCAAUCCCGUCGAACCCGAAGUAUCAGCGGAAGAAGCUCCUAGUGAAAUUGACUCUGUGGCACCUUCAGAGGCCACAUCUUCCGCUACGCCUGGACCCACAUCAAAGAAAGCGAAGAAGGCGGCGAAGGACAAAGCCGCGGCCCCGGCUCCUACUACCGCUUUCAGUGACCUUGUCGCAACAGUCACGUCUGGAACUUCCAAGAAGAGCGGAAGGCCGUUUGGUGUGUUUGGUCUGGACACCCGUUUAAUUGUCCUUCUCCAAGCCAUUGGCAUGCUCGUCUUCUUCGUCUGGCACUGCACCUGGGUAACUGCCAACGCAUACUCGUCACCUUCUGUUGUGCUGGCUUCUCAGAACCCCGAUGGUAGUCAACAUAUUAUUGACGAUUUCCGUGAGGCAUACUACUGGCUCCGACAAAACACGCCAGAAACUGCCGUUGUGAUGAGUUGGUGGGAUUAUGGCUACCAGAUCGCGGGUAUGGCCGAUCGCCCAACCUUGGUUGACAACAACACGUGGAAUAACACUCACAUCGCGACUGUCGGCAAAGCCAUGUCAAGCAGUGAAGAGGUCGCAUAUCCGAUCCUCCGCAAGCAUGACGUCGACUAUGUCCUGAUUAUCUUCGGAGGUCUGAUUGGUUACUCUGGUGAUGAUAUCAACAAGUUCCUGUGGAUGGUCCGAAUCGCACAAGGUGUCUGGCCUGACGAGAUCCAGGAGCCCAAUUACUUCACUCGGAAGGGUGAAUACAAGAUCGACGAUGAAGCUUCCCCUGCAAUGAAGAACAGCUUGAUGUACAAGAUGUCUUAUUACCGCUUCGCGGAGCUCUUCGGAGGCAAUCAGGCAGUAGACCGUGUGCGUGGUCAGCAUGUUCCAAAGACUGGCCCGACUCUGGACUACCUAGAUGAGGCAUUCACCUCGGAGAACUGGAUUGUCCGAAUCUACCAAGUCAAGAAGGAGGACUUGUUGGGCCGAGAUCUCAAAAGUGCUAACGCAUUCGCACUGGGCAAGAAGAGGAAGAGGACCAAGCCUGCCUCAAGGCGCAAAGCUAUUCUGUAAACGUCUCCUAUUCAAUUGCAACUCAGUACUUUCCACGUGCCACUGCUUCUCUUGAACGAGGGAUCGCUCCAACGUCACCUGCAUUAUCAUGCUACGAGAGACUGUCCUUUAUCGUCCGGACCGUUGUCACCCGUUGUUCCGCUACGUUGUUCUCUGAAUGUUUCUUGAGGAUACAUCUGACUUGAGGAACCUCGUCUGUGUCCCAUAUGAUCUUGGUUUCAUGUCGCUGAGAUCCCCAAUGCAUUCGCGAUAGCGCGGACGGCUCGUGCGGUGGUUGCUCUAUGUAUGGGACUUCUCAUUAUAGGUUCUUAAGAUAGAUACAUUCCACUGACGACACUGCGGGCCGUCCUGGCUCCUCACUAUUUGCGAAGUUUUCCCCUCUAGCCAAAAUAAAUCAUUUCUGAAAGAUUUU
Somion occarium is the source of this 3097-nucleotide messenger RNA. Lineage: Eukaryota; Fungi; Basidiomycota; Agaricomycetes; Polyporales; Cerrenaceae. The record is from the annotation of a GenBank genome assembly.